AUGAGAACGUUUAAUUUGCUUUUUUCUCUCUUAGUUGCUGUGUUAUGCUCAAUUUCUGUACAAAAAUCAACUGCUGAAAAUAAAAAUGCAGAUGAUGAUGAUGUUGAAGAAUCGGCUGAAGUUCAUAGUCUUGAGAAGAUCAGCGACAACAAUUUCUUCUCCAAUUUCAGUGUUCCUCCUGAAAUUGUAGAAAAAGCAAUACUGAGACCUCAUCAGCAAGUCUAUCCAUACUUCAAAGAUUCGGAUGAACAAGAAAAGUAUGUAGCUUCACCUGCAGGUCGAACUGUACGGCUAAGUUGUAAAGCAGGCGGGUUUCCAGAGCCUAUGGUCAUUUGGCAUAAAAAUGAUGCCUUAAUCGUUCAAGAUUCUCCACGGGGUUCCGGUUCAGAAUAUCGAAUACGAAAAUGGAGUUUAGAACUUGAAGAUGCUUCGACUGAUGAUUCUGGAAAAUAUGUGUGUGAAAUAUGGAGUGAGAUAGGAACUGUCAAUCGAACGUUUCAUGUGAAAAUCAUUAGUCGUCUGAGGUCUCCUCCACUCAUCAUACCUAAUGUUCUGGUGAACCAGACAGUAAAUGUGAAUGCAACUGCCCGCUUCAAAUGUAAAGUCAUUUCGGAUUUAUCUCCACAUAUCGCUUGGGUUAGGGUAACCUAUCCAGACAUCCAUGAUUUGUAUGAUUUACAAUCAAAACCGCAUGAAAAGGUCAACUAUCAGGAUUUGGCUGAUUUUGAGAGAGCUACCAUAGUACAUGAUAGGGAUGAAUCAACUCUAACUUUAGAAAUGAUUUCCAUCCUAGAUCAAGGGAUAUAUGCUUGCAUAACGGGUAACACUCUUGGAAUGGCUAUGGCUAACGCCACUUUGAUUGUAAAUGACUUCAUGGAUUAUGAGAUUCCAACUGGAACUGUUGAAACGGAAAUGACAUUCUGGUGGAUGUUAUUCAUAGCUUUUGUGAUUGUGACCAUUUCUGUUUUGGUCGGGUUAUGUGUAGCCUAUGUUACCUGCAUCACAUAUUAUAAGAAGAAGCAUUUCCUUGAAAACGAAGCGUUGAUAGGUAAAAGAAAGAAGAUCAUCGUCACUCAUAAAACGCAUAACACAGCUGAUUUCAAGGAUCAACCAGCUUCUUAUCAAGUUCAAGUUGUUGAGCAAAAUCUUCCAAAGAAGAAAGGAGCCACUCGGUUCAGAUUGAGUUCAGAAGUCACAAUGCUUGAUGAAUAUGAAGUCGCAGUUGAUCAAAACUGGGAAAUAGAAAGAGAUAGGCUUCAACUGCAAGAGGUUAUUGGUUCAGGAGCGUUCGGUGAAGUCUGGAAAGCUACUUUGAAAAAUAAACUGGAUUGUGACAAUGAAGAUAAAGAGAUACCUGUGGCUGUGAAGAAAGUGAAGCCAAGUGCCACAGAGAAAGAUUUGGUUACAUUAGUUCAAGAAAUGGAGAUGUUUAAAGUCAUAGGGUGCCAUGAGAAUAUUUUACGAUUGAUUGGAUGUUGUUCCGGGAUUGGACCCCUUUAUGUUCUUUUAGAACUGUGCGAGUAUGGAAAUCUUAGGGACUUCCUACGUGCUCAUAGACCAAAGGAAGAAAAAGUGAAAACAGGAAACUAUACUGAUUAUCUCGAACCACGAAAAGCUUGCUACACCCAAAAGCCUGUGAUUGAAAACUUGACUCAACGCCAUCUUGUACAGUUUGCACAUCAAAUAGCUAAAGCCAUGGAAUUUAUGGCGGCUAGGAAGAUCGUACACAGAGAUUUAGCUGCGAGAAAUGUUCUGGUUGCUGCCAACUUUGUAAUGAAAGUAUCUGACUUUGGACUCUCGAAAGAUGUCAAAUACAAUGAUUACUAUAGGAAGAAAGGAAAGGAACGACUUCCUUUCAAAUGGAUGGCCAUUGAAACCCUGGACAAUCAGAUUUCAACUAUAGAAAGUGAUGUAUGGUCAUUUGGAAUAGUUAUGUGGGAAGUUAUGACUUUGGGAGGUACGCCAUAUCCGACGAUUGCCAUGGAGCAGCUUUUCACCUGCUUGAAAGCCGGAUAUAGAAUGGAAGCUCCUCACAAUUGUCCUGAAGAAAUAUACGUUCUGAUGGUCACUUGUUGGCAGGAGAAAAGAGACUUACGCCCGACAUUUACAAUGAUUGUCACGUAUUUGGAAUGGAUGCUUGAACAAGCUCCAGGUGAAGGUGAAGCUUUAGAAGACAAAAAUGCUCAGGAAAAUCCAUCAUAUGUUAACUUUAACGCUCCAGUUGCUGAAGAACUUACAGAGAACUGA
Molecule: messenger RNA, 2247 nt
Organism: Auanema sp. JU1783
Lineage: Eukaryota; Metazoa; Nematoda; Chromadorea; Rhabditida; Rhabditidae
Source: the annotation of a GenBank genome assembly